AUGUUGAAGAGAAACAUCUCCAGGAUUAACCAGGCAAUGGGGCUUCCGCAGCGAUCGUCUUCUAACAACAAACCACCGAAGCAUGGCAACAACAAUAGCAGCAGCGAUCCGCAUCCUGUAAAUACGAAAACCGCACCGAUUUCUGACCAUGUUAGGGCCAAGAGUACUGAAGAUGUACAAUAUAAGUCAUGGGUGGGGGAGCACCCGUCAGCAUUGCACUCGUUUGAUCAGAUGAUGAAGGUGGCAAAAGGGAAGAAGAUCGUCGUGUUUUUAGAUUACGACGGAACUCUCUCCCCUAUUGUAGAUGACCCUAACUCCGCCUUCAUGUCCGACGAGAUGCGUGCAGCUGUACGUGAGGUUGCUAAAUGCUUUCCAACUGCUAUAAUCAGUGGUAGGAGUAGGGAAAAGGUCAAGGAGUUUGUACAGUUGAGUAAUGUAUAUUAUGCUGGGAGCCAUGGGAUGGAUAUCAUGGCACCUCCAAGGCCAGUUAAGUCUUGCGACGGCAAUACCCCAACUGUGGUAAUGGACAAGAAGGGAACUGAAGUGCUCUUUCAACCUGCAAAGAGUUUUUUGCCUGCAAUUCAGAAGAUAUUGACUGAACUAGAGGAGGAAACAGCAAAGAUAAAAGGGGCCAUGGUGGAGGAUAAUCGGUUUUGUGUCUCUGUACAUUUCCGGCACGUCAAGGAUGAGGAUUAUCAGAUCCUGGAGGAGAAAGUUAGGUCUGUGUUGGAGAAUUAUGCAGGGUUUCACUUGUGCUGGGGUAAAAAGGUUAUGGAGAUACGACCGACGAUAGAGUGGGACAAAGGUCAUGCUGUGGAGUAUUUCCUAGAGACUUUAGGGCUAAGUAACUCCGAUGUUCUCCCAGUCUACAUCGGUGAUGACCGGACAGAUGAAGAUGCUUUCAAGGUAAUACAACGAAGAGGACAAGGAUACCCUAUCGUCGUAACUUCCAUCCCUAAGGAAACUAAAGCAUCCUACUCCCUAAUCGACCCAUCCGAAGUUCUGACUUUCCUGUUACGCCUAGCGAGGUGGAGGAAAUCCUCGAGUUCAAGUAGAUCGCUCAACCAAAUCUGGGGUGUAGCCAACUGA
Messenger RNA from Linum trigynum, 1089 nucleotides. Lineage: Eukaryota; Viridiplantae; Streptophyta; Magnoliopsida; Malpighiales; Linaceae. The record is from the annotation of a GenBank genome assembly.